AUGUUGCGCAACUUAAGCUCCAUCUCCCGUCGUUCCGUGGUAACGUACGCUUCUCCAACGACCCGCGUCUUUUCAUCCACUUCAUCCGAGUAUGAUUUAGUCGUGAUUGGUGGUGGUCCAGGUGGAUACGUGGCAGCAAUUAAAGCAGCCCAAUUGGGGCUUAAAACGGCUUGUAUUGAAGCACGUGGGACCUUAGGAGGGACGUGUUUGAACGUCGGGUGUAUUCCAUCGAAAGCGUUACUUCAUUCGACCCAUUUGUUACAUACGGCCCAACACGAGUUUCAAAAAUAUGGCAUUGAGGCGCCUGAAGUAACGGCAAAUUUUCCCCAAAUGAUGAAAGCCAAAGAAAAAGCUGUCAAGGUCUUGACAAGUGGCAUUGAAAGUCUGUUUAAAAAGAAUCGAGUCACGUAUAUCAAAGGAUUUGGAAAGAUUGUCGCACAAGGAGACAUUUCCGUGACGUUGAGUGAGCCCAACAAGGGCAAUGAGACUGUUAAGACCAAGAAUAUUUUGCUGGCGACAGGCUCUGAAGUAACGCCAUUGUUACCUGUGCCGGUGGAUAAUGCUGCUGGUAAAAUUGUUGACUCCACAGGCGCUCUCGCACUUACGCGUGUACCCGAGCAUCUUGUCGUGAUUGGGGCUGGUGUUAUUGGACUUGAACUUGGCUCAGUGUACAAACGUUUAGGGUCCAAGGUCACUGUCGUUGAGUACUUGGAUACUGCCUGUACUGGCAUGGACAAGGGAUCAGUCAAGGAGUUUACCAAGUUACUGAAGAAACAGGGACUGGAUUUUCAGUUUAAUACCAAAGUGACGGCUUCAGAGGUUAAUGGUGAUGUUGUCAAACUCACGACGGAGCCCUCAAAGGGCGGGGAUGCUUCUACUAUUGAGUGUGAUACUGUGCUCGUGGCCACUGGUCGUCGUGCUUUUACGGCUGGCCUCGGACUGGAACAGAUGGGUAUUCAGACGGACAAGCUCGGCCGCAUUGAGGUCGAUAACGCCUUCCGUACACAGGUACCUGGUAUCUUUGCCGUCGGUGAUGUAAUCCAGGGCGCUAUGCUGGCACACAAGGCCGAGGAGGAGGGUAUUGCUUGCGUGGAAAACAUUGCCGGGAAGCACGGCCAUGUGAACUACGGUGCUAUCCCCAGUGUCAUCUACACAUUUCCGGAGUUUGCUUCGGUAGGCAAGACGGAGGAAGAGCUAAUUGCAGAAGGCGUGGAAUACAAUGUCGGCAAAUUCCCGAUGAUGGCUAACAGCCGUGCCCGCACGGUGGCCGAGUCCGACGGUAUGGUGAAGGUACUGGCUGACAAGAAGACGGACAAGCUGCUUGGCGUGCACAUCAUUGCCAGUAAUGCCGGUGAGAUGAUCUCGGAGGGUGUGAUCGGCAUUGAAUAUGGCGCUGCCAGUGAGGACCUUGCGCGCACGUGCCACGCCCACCCGACGCUAAGCGAGGCGUUUAAGGAGGCCUGCCUUGCCACUUUUGACAAGCCCAUCAACUUUUAA
Molecule: messenger RNA, 1497 nt
Organism: Peronospora farinosa
Lineage: Eukaryota; Oomycota; Peronosporomycetes; Peronosporales; Peronosporaceae
Source: the annotation of a GenBank genome assembly